GUUGGACCUGCAUCCGAGCGCUGAGGUGUGCUUAGCGGCUCUGGAUAAACAUUAACCCGGGCAGACUUUGAGAUGACCUGCUCUUAAUCUGUCACUCCCUUGAGGAGCUAUGAGGGGUGAGCUGCAGGGGUUUCUACUCAACCUGCUGAAACUAAACCUGCAAUAAAGAUUAAUGUGCCUUUUUCAAAUUUAAAUAUCAUCAUUUAAUUGUCAUUUAAGCUGCUGUGUUAGCUUUUAGAAAUAUCAGAGAUGAUAAAUAUGCUUACUGACAUUCGUUUGAGGGCUUUUCCUGUGUUUGUUUCCUGAAAGUCCCCUCUAAACAUCCUCACCCACAGUGAGUGUUUUGUUGGCAGUGUCAACAACUGAUCAACUGAAGCUGCUAUUAAUGCAUCACCCGAGGUGGACAUUGGUAGUGGGAGGUGUGCCGGCGCUCUCCGCCUCUCAAAGGUCAUCCAAGGUAUGCUAAUAGCAGGCCUGAUGACAUCACUGGAGCCAUAUAAGGGGUGUGUGGCGAGGCUGGGCUGCAAACCUCUCUGAGCUGAAAUCCGAGGAAGCCAGCAGGCACAACGCUCGCGCCCUCUGCCUCCACGCCUUCUCUGUGGUCCUGGAAUACAAGACAACGCCGCCACACUGGAAAAUAUGCUGUUCUGCCAUCCCCAGCCUGAGUCCUACCACCAGCACUCUGCUAGUUACAUUAGAUCAGAUGUGACAGCUGGCCAUCUCCUCGUGAUCUCCUCCAGAGAGGCGUUGGCGCCUUUCUUAAAGAACGAAGAAGCUCGGCUCAUGGCUGAAAAUGGUGCCAAAAGAACCCCGUUCCAGUACAUUCUGUGUGCAGCCACUUCGCCGGCUGUGAAGCAGCAGGAGGAAGCGCUCACUUAUCUCAACCAAGGUCAGUCCUACGAAAUCCGUAUGCUUAACAGAAAACUAGUGGAGUAUACAGAUAUAAGCAGCAAAUAUGUGAAGAGCAUUGUGCGCGUGGUUUUCCAUGACCGUCGACUGCAGUACAUGGAGCACCAGCAGCUGGAGGGAUGGAAGUGGAACAGACCUGGAGACCGAAUCCUGGACAUAGAUAUCCCUCUGUCAGUGGGGAUCCUGGAGCCUUGUUCAGACCCUCUGCACCUCAACACCAUCGAAUUCCUCUGGGAUCCCCUGAAGAAUGCUUCUGUUUUCAUCCAGGUCAACUGCAUCAGCACCGAGUUCACCCCCCGGAAGCACGGCGGGGAGAAAGGGGUGCCCUUCCGAAUCCAGGUGGACACUUACACCACCAAUGAACACGGAGAAUACGUCGAGCAUUUCCACUCAUCCAGCUGCCAGGUCAAAGUCUUUAAGCCUAAAGGAGCUGAUCGCAAACUGAAGACAGAUCGGGAAAAGAUUGAUAAAAAGACCCCUCAAGAUAGAGAAAAGUAUCAGCCAUCCCAUGACGCUACCCUGCUGAAAGAGUGCUCGCCGUGGCCCGAUGCCUUAAAUCUAACCAGCCACAGCACCAGCAGCACACCAUCACCAAUUUACCACAGCUCACCAACCUCCUGCACUUUCACUGAGGGCAACUGUUCUCCAAACCAGCAGGGGGAGCUGUUCAUGCCCAGCUGCUCUGAUCACCUUCUGCCGUCGUCCUCGCCGCAGGACACUCAGCAGUGGCUGCACCGUCACAGGUUCUCGCCUUUCUCAAGGCUCUUCACCAGCUUCUCAGGUGCUGAUCUCCUGAGGAUGACCAGGGAGGAUCUGAUCCAGAUCUGUGGUCCAGCAGACGGCAUCCGCCUCUUUAACACGAUGAAGGGAAGGUGUGUACAGCCCCGUCUUACCAUCUAUGUGUGUCAGCAGCAGGCCAGAAAUCAACCUUCCAUCAAGCCAGGCUGUGGAGAAAUCUACCACGCUCUGUACCUGGAAGAGCUGACACUGCUGGACCUGUCUGAAAAGAUCGCUACACUGUACAACAUCACUCCACAACAGAUCACACAAAUCUACAGACAGAAAACCACCGGGAUCCACAUCUUGGUCUCAGAUGAGAUGGUGCAGAACCUCAGGGAAGAAACCAGUUUCAUCAUCAGCACCAUACGAGAUGAAAACACUGAUGGUUACCACGUUGUGUUAAAAUGAUCUCCGGGACGUGCCUCAGUGGAGUUGUACAGAUUGUAAAUACGUUUUACUAGACACUGUAAUGAUAAUAAUAUUAAUACUAAUAAUAAUGUGAUGUUUAAUAAGAUUUCUAUUAAAGUGAAAAUGCUUGUCAGCUCUUAGCUUACUGUUGAUUUUGAGCUUUAAUGUUCUCUAGUUAUUUUUUACAUAUUUGUUCAGUUACUGAUUCUUGCUUCAUGUUGCAAUUAGUGUUAACGAGCGCUGUAUCAUUCUUUAAUAUGUCAAAUGCAAUGCUGUAAAUGCAACUGAAUGACUCUGAUGAUAAUAAAG
Haplochromis burtoni (Burton's mouthbrooder) is the source of this 2406-nucleotide messenger RNA. RefSeq names its product transcription factor CP2-like 1 (gene tfcp2l1). The coding region runs from base 640 to 2097 and encodes 485 amino acids. Gene Ontology annotation, biological process: regulation of transcription by RNA polymerase II. Gene Ontology annotation, molecular function: RNA polymerase II cis-regulatory region sequence-specific DNA binding; DNA-binding transcription activator activity, RNA polymerase II-specific. The record is from RefSeq and is a predicted model, not a curated record. Gene Ontology annotation, cellular component: nucleus. The transcript is spliced from 15 exons. NCBI's taxonomy places the organism in Eukaryota, Metazoa, Chordata, Actinopteri, Cichliformes, Cichlidae.